Messenger RNA from Phytophthora megakarya, 477 nucleotides. The record is from the annotation of a GenBank genome assembly. NCBI's taxonomy places the organism in Eukaryota, Oomycota, Peronosporomycetes, Peronosporales, Peronosporaceae.
AUGCGACCGAGUCGAGGGAUUGCUCGAAGCUCAAAAGUUUCUGGGGAAUCCAAGAUCGAAUACCUGGGCCAUAAGGUCUCACACAAUGGACUGGAGGCGAAUCCUAAAGAUCUGUCGUCAUUGACGGAUCUAGCAUUUCUUGGAUCACUUCGAGCUAUGUAUCUGAACUACUAUAUUCGAUUUAUCGAAGACUACGCGAUCUACGCGUCGGUCCUGUAUGAAUUGCGAGAAAUCGACUUUGCCACGAUGGCGAAAGAGGCGACCCAAAGGCGGAUCCAACAAGUACUGGAAGCAGAAGGCGCAGAUCCAGGGUCCCAGGAAGAUUUGAGCGACGACCACCGAAGGACCUUGGAUCUGGAGGCGUCUGAUCCUACCGAGGUGGAUCCGCGUUGGAUCCACGCCCAUCGGUCUUUCAGCGUGCUUAAAACCACGAUUGCUACAACUCCGACUGUAGUGGGCCUAGUGCUCACUACCUAG